GACGCAUUAAUUAAUUGGGAAGAGGAUCAGGCUCGGCGUCAAUAAACACCGAAUCUCGGCCAGUCGCUGCAGCGGUGAAGGCCAAUCGGAAUCGAGUGCUCUCGGUCGAUGCUCUGCAGGUAUGGUGGUGACAAUCGACACUGGUUGACGGCGAGGAGGACGAUUUCGCAGCAGCAUAUUCAGGGAAAAUGGAGAACACCGUUUUCGUUUUUUAUCCACUAUUGCGAUGGAUUUGGAUCCUGCCAGUUCGAUUGCAAAUUUCUCUCGGAAAUUGUGCGAGGAAAUUUCAGGAACCGUGCAAAUAUUUGCGAUGGCUAAAACCGCUCGAUCGUCAAAAAGAUACUCGGUAUCAGCCUUUUUUCUAUACUUUGCUUUGUUUCUUUCAGUUACUGGAAUGCAAUUUUGAAUUUAUGAUAUGUUUCCUGCUUAUUCUGCACUAAAAGGACACUGUGUGAUCCGUAAUGCCCGUCCCUGCACUGCAACAGUUGCAAAAUUUUGUUGCAUCCAUAUAGAAUCAAUGAGAGAGUAAGAAUUUUUCGAAUCAUUAUUGCGGUAGUAACAUUCAAUACAGACAUUUUGAGGUUCACAAUAUUCUGUGCUGUUCUCUGCAAAUGAAUCAUUAUUACUAUGCUGCCAUGCCUUGUGAUUUCUUCUACUUCCAUUAAUUAUGCAAUACAAGUGUUGCAUAGAUUGCUUUGUAUCUCAUUAUUUACUGAGGCAGGGUCAAACUGAAGUCUAUGUUUACAGAGUCAGAUUCUGUUCAUUGUGACCAGAUUGAUUGUGCAAAUGUGCUUGUAGUUCUGAUAUGAACUUAUCCAUCGAUUCAUGUUUCGCACGUUGACUAGAGCUGAAUUCAUGUUUUUAGUCUCUUUCACUUUUGUUAAUAUGGUUUGGAUAAGGGAAUGCUAAUUGCAGUGCAAUAAUGUGCAAUGAAUUAGUUUUAUUCUUAAUGAGCUGUAUUUUACUAAGAAACAUUAUUCGAGCAAUGAGGGAUAACACAGAAGCCUUGUCUGAUUAACCAAAGUAAGGUAUAAAGUUGAAAAGAGAAUACAAAGCAUGGAUCAAGAUUCAACCAGAAAGGACACAGCAGCAUUUCAUUCCGCCGGCCUUUCAAUCUGCAGCAGCCGACUUCUCCGAAUCCAUCACAUUGCCGGCACUAGUGAUUCUACAUCAGCAUUGUUUAGAUCCUACCCGCCCCGAUGAAAUGGUACUCAUUACUCGCUGCCCCUGAGUUCGAUCUCUCGGGCUUCUUCCCAUUUUCCCUCUGGUUCGUUCUUCUGCUACACCCCUUCUCAAAUGUUGCAUUGGUGCACUCGUUCACGGGAACAUAUGGUGUGAACUACGGCAGGAUAGCCGACAACAUCCCUCCACCGGAGAGCGUAGUGACCCUUCUAAAGGCAGCCAAGAUCCGGAACAUUCGAAUAUACGAUGCAGACCAUGCUGUUCUGAAGGCCUUUAAGGGCUCCGGUAUCCAAGUCAUUGUCGGUCUAGGGAACGAGUACUUGCGAGACAUCAGCACGAACCAGGACCGCGCGAUCGGAUGGGUAAAAGAGAAUGUGCAGCCAUUUCACCCCGGGACUCUCAUAACCGGCGUCGCCGUCGGCAAUGAGAUUCUCGGAGGGAGCGACGCAGAGCUGUGGGAGGUCCUCGUCCCAGCCGUGAAAAAUGUCUACGAUGCCCUCAGCCGCCUCCAUCUCAACGGCACUGUCGAGGUGUCAAGCCCGCAUUCCGAGGCUGUUUUCGCCGCGACAUUCCCACCAUCCGCCGGAGUGUUCAAGGAGAGCAUAAUGCCGUACAUGAGGCCUCUUCUGCAGUUCUUUUCGCAGAUCGGGACGCCGUUCUACAUCAAUGCGUACCCGUUCCUCGCCUACAAGAGCGACCCGUCGCACAUCGAUUUGAACUACGCCCUCUUCCAGGGAAACGCGGGGAUCGACGACCCGAAAACGAAGCUGCAUUACGACAACAUGUUUGAGGCUCAGAUAGAUGCGGCGUAUGCAGCGCUGGAGAAGGCCGGUUUCGAUAAGAUGGAAGUGAUUGUUUCGGAGACGGGGUGGGCAUCGAAAGGCGAUCCCGGCGAAGCCGCGGCUAACGUUAAAAACGCGCAGACUUAUAAUCGAAACCUGCGGAAGAGGCUGCUGAAGAAGAAGGGGACUCCUUACCGGCCGAAGACAGUUGCUAAGGCAUACGUGUUCGCGCUGUUUAACGAGAAUUUGAAGCCCGGGCCGACUUCGGAGAGGAACUUCGGAUUGUUCAAGGCGGACGGAAGCGUCGCGUACUAUGUCGGUUUCACUGGUCUCGUGCCGAGCUCGGGUUCUUCAAUUGCGAAGGUGAUGGAGCAAGGGUGGCUCUCUGUUGGUGUAAUGGCGGGAGCAGUUGUGGUUCUUCUUCAUGUAUUCUUCUGAACUAUUAUUGCUUGCAGUUAAGAUAGUUGGUAAAUUCCUUCAUUCUUUCAGUAUUAAAUAUUUCUUGCU
This is a messenger RNA of Andrographis paniculata, 2471 nucleotides long. RefSeq names its product glucan endo-1,3-beta-glucosidase 14-like. The record is from RefSeq and is a predicted model, not a curated record. The transcript is spliced from 4 exons. Lineage: Eukaryota; Viridiplantae; Streptophyta; Magnoliopsida; Lamiales; Acanthaceae. Gene Ontology annotation, biological process: carbohydrate metabolic process. Gene Ontology annotation, cellular component: plasma membrane. Gene Ontology annotation, molecular function: hydrolase activity, hydrolyzing O-glycosyl compounds. The coding region runs from base 1200 to 2402 and encodes 400 amino acids.